AGCGGCUGGCGGCUCCCCGGCUCUCCCGCGCGGCGGCCUCCCUGCUCCCUCCCGGCCAGCGGCGGCGGCGGCGGCGGCGGAGGCGCGGGCCCCCGGGAGGCGCGGCGUGGGCCGAGCGGCGGCCGCGGAGCGUCGAGCCCAGCGCGGCGGCGGCGGCCGGGCAGCCAACAUGGCGGCGGCGGCGGGCGCGGGCCCCGAGACGGUCCGCGGGCAGGUGUUCGACGUGGGGCCGCGCUACACCAACCUCUCGUACAUCGGGGAGGGCGCCUACGGCAUGGUGUGCUCUGCUUAUGAUAAUGUCAACAAAGUUCGAGUAGCUAUCAAGAAAAUCAGUCCUUUUGAGCACCAGACCUACUGCCAGAGGACCCUGAGGGAGAUAAAAAUCUUACUGCGCUUCAGACAUGAGAACAUCAUUGGAAUCAACGAUAUUAUUCGAGCACCAACCAUCGAGCAGAUGAAAGAUGUAUACAUAGUACAGGACCUCAUGGAAACAGAUCUGUACAAGCUCUUGAAGACGCAACACCUCAGCAACGACCAUAUCUGCUAUUUUCUUUACCAGAUCCUCAGAGGGUUAAAAUAUAUCCAUUCAGCUAACGUGCUGCACCGUGACCUCAAACCUUCCAACCUGCUGCUCAACACCACCUGCGAUCUCAAGAUCUGUGACUUCGGCUUGGCCCGUGUGGCAGAUCCGGACCAUGAUCACACAGGGUUCCUGACGGAGUACGUUGCCACACGUUGGUACAGGGCUCCGGAAAUUAUGUUGAAUUCCAAGGGCUACACCAAGUCCAUUGAUAUCUGGUCUGUGGGCUGCAUCCUGGCAGAGAUGCUGUCCAACAGGCCCAUCUUCCCGGGGAAGCAUUACCUCGACCAGCUGAACCACAUUCUGGGUAUCCUCGGAUCCCCAUCCCAGGAAGACCUGAAUUGUAUAAUAAACCUAAAAGCUAGGAACUAUCUGCUUUCUCUCCCACACAAAAACAAGGUGCCCUGGAACCGGCUGUUCCCCAACGCUGACUCCAAAGCUCUGGAUUUACUGGACAAGAUGUUGACGUUCAACCCUCACAAGAGGAUUGAGGUGGAGCAGGCUCUGGCCCACCCGUACCUGGAGCAGUACUACGACCCCAGUGACGAGCCCAUCGCCGAAGCACCGUUCAAGUUUGACAUGGAAUUGGAUGACUUGCCCAAGGAAAAGCUCAAAGAACUCAUUUUUGAAGAGACCGCUAGAUUCCAGCCAGGAUACAGAUCUUAAAUUUCUCAGGACGUGGGCUCUGAGGACGGGCCGCGCAUGGACGUCGCUGUUCUUCCUCCCAGCUCCUGACCCCAGGCCUGUCUCCAGCCCGUCUUGGCGUGUCCACCUGACUCCUUUGAGCCGUUCGGAGGGGCGGUUUCUGGUAGUUGUGGCUUUUAUGCUUUCAAAGAAUUCCUUCAGUCCAGAGAACUGUUCCUGGCACCCCUGUGUGUGUCGCCCUCCGGUGACCUGUGGCAGUACGUACUUCAGGGCACCUACUGCUCACCUUGCUUUAGUCACUAAUUGCUUUCUGGUUUGAAAGAUGCAGUGGUUCCUCCCCUCCUGAGUCCUCCCUCCCGACGCCCCGCCGACCCCGCCGUCACUGCCGGUCACUGCAUCUCACCUUCCGGUAGGGCGGCCGCUCCUCGGGCACUUGAAGGCAGCGACGGCCUCUCUUUGCACUCCUCCCGCCCUGCCGGGGCCCCUGCAGCUCGUGCUCCCGCCCUGGGCCCCCCUCCUCAUGUCAUGGGAAUCCCUAGCAGAUGCAAGGUAUGUGCUGCUUGCCCAGCUUUUAGAAAAUUCAGUCCUUUUUUUAAAUAAAAGGAAGUCCUGCUUCAGGCAGCUCCACCUGCAUCACGUGCAGUCCUGGGUGUUGCAAGACUUACGCAAAAAGAUGUCGAGGGGCAGCUUCCCUCGGGAUUUGGUGAGGGGU
Messenger RNA from Hippopotamus amphibius kiboko, 1937 nucleotides. RefSeq names its product mitogen-activated protein kinase 1. The transcript has a single exon. Gene Ontology annotation, biological process: intracellular signal transduction; protein phosphorylation. Gene Ontology annotation, cellular component: nucleus; cytoplasm. The record is from RefSeq and is a predicted model, not a curated record. Gene Ontology annotation, molecular function: ATP binding; MAP kinase activity. The coding region runs from base 170 to 1246 and encodes 358 amino acids. Lineage: Eukaryota; Metazoa; Chordata; Mammalia; Artiodactyla; Hippopotamidae.